AUGCAUCACGUAUCGGUGAGCCUGGAGAACGUUGUUGCUGAAAAGUCGGAGAUCGAGGCAACCAUUGAAGGUCAGUGCAGCUCUGAAUUCGCUGUCCAAGCGCAGUUGAUCGAGGAAAAGCAGGCGGUAGAGGAAGAAGUGCGCGAGCUGGAGCGCAAGCUGAAAGAGAAGCUGGAGCGGGUGCAGGAAAUUCAGUCGUCGAUUGACAAGGCCCAGCGCGAUAUUGACACUGUUCGCAACCGCUACUCACGCCAGCUAAAGCGUAUUGCUGACCGCGAGGAGGGCAUCAAUAAGACGAAGGCUGAGGUGGAAUCAGACGGUGAGCAUCUCGAGCAGCAGCGCCACGAAUUCCAGGACCGACUGAAGCAAUACGCGGAUGACAUCUCGAUUAUUGGCAGGCGUAUCGGUGCAGUCAAGAAGGAGAUGCGAGCUGCAUCCUUGCUGGCGAACGUGUUAGAGGUGCAGGAGACUCGUCGCGAGCAAUCGUUGAUUCGCAAGAAGCAGCAAACUGCGGAACUCAGCUCAUUAAACGACGCUGCUGCUGUUGCAGAGCAGAGCUUUACCAUGCUGAGCAACCAGUACGAAGAGCUUGAGAAAUCUCUAUCGAUCCACCGCAAUGCUAUCGCUUCGGCGGAGGCAAUGAUCCCGCGUUUGGAGCAGGAGAAGAAGACGUCUGCUGCGCAACAGAUGGUGGAGGUAGUGGAAAUGGAGCUUCAAGACCUGAAGGAGCGCAUUGACAAGCGUGAGGUGGAGUAUGAGGAGAAGAAGAAGGAGCUGAAGGAGAUGGAGAAACACCUGGAGCUGGCGACACUACAGGAGUUGUGGAAGGAAGCGAAGCAUUUGCGCACAGCUCUGCGGAAGAUCGAAAAGUGCAAGAGCGAGGGCGAUGCUGCAAACGACGGUAUCGACUUCCGAUCUUCGGCGAUGUUGCUGGUCCAGGCCGAGUACGAUGCGUGCGUGCUUCAAGUGGAGACGCUGGAGAAGAAGUAUGAUGUGAGCGACCCUACGAAGGACGAAGAGGUGGAUGACGAUGAUGACGACGAUGAAUCCAUUUAUGAUGAAGAGAUCGAGGGCAGUGAUCAUGUAUCAGUUUCGCGCUCGAGUUUGACGGGUAAAGCGACGGACAUCGAUGGAUCGGAUGUUGAUGUCGAAGCUCUCGAAGACUGCAGCUCUACGUUGGAGGAGAUCGCGGCCCAACUGGCUGAGUUCGAGUCCCAGAUUGACAAGGCUACCGAGAACGAGGAUUAUGAGUUGGCUGCCAGACUGGAUGAAAAGAUUGAAACCUUGAAGCAGCGUCAGCAGGCCAUCGAGGCGUCAAUCUCGCAGGUUGCGUCCGAUGAUGUUCAUGAUGACGGCUCGGUGGAGGAUCCUGCCGAAGAAUCCAAUGAUCGCGAGUACUCUGCUGUGGAGGAGGAGGAAGCAGCUGAGGCGGAGUAUGUUCACGAGGAAAUGGUUAGCCCCGUGAGCGCUGUACGAAGUCACGAUGAGCUGACUCAGUCCUUGGAGACAAUCCAUCUGCGCGUUGUGAUGCUCGAAAAGCAAAUCGAGUUGGCGACCGAAAACGAGGAUUACGACACGGCAGCGGCCUAUGACGAGGAACUGGAGUCAUUGCGAGUAGAGGAGGAGAACAUUCGCGCUCAGCUGGGUGCCGGCAACACUAUCAGCGGUGUGACUGGUGCGAGCAUGUUUGGAGGCCUCGACAUCAAGCCUUCCGGCUCUGGGUCUGAGGGAAGCCACGCGUCGCAAGGAUCGGAGGGGCAUGAGUCUCCCAAGGAGGAGGUUGCUCAGCCAUCCACGAGCGGUUCUCUUUUCGGUGGACUGCAGAUGAGCGGUGGCCCCGCCGCGGCUUCUGAGAGUUCGGUUCCGACUACAGAGCCCGAUGUUGAAGUGGAGGAGGCUGAGGAAACGGCAGCCCCGGCUAAGGUUGAAGUCGCUUCGCCCACGUCGUCGGAUAUGAAGGACUCUUUCUUUGGGACCCCCACGGUACCUGACCACAGCGCCAGUUUGAUCGCUCCUUCAGCUUCUGGAUCUCUGUUCGGCGGUCUGCAGCUGAGUGGUAACUUCGAGGCUAGCACCUCUUCC
Messenger RNA from Phytophthora sojae, 2082 nucleotides. RefSeq lists its product as hypothetical. The transcript has 2 exons. Lineage: Eukaryota; Oomycota; Peronosporomycetes; Peronosporales; Peronosporaceae. The annotation marks the transcript as partial. The record is from RefSeq and is a predicted model, not a curated record. Gene Ontology annotation, biological process: cilium assembly. Gene Ontology annotation, cellular component: intermediate filament cytoskeleton; mitochondrion; centrosome. Gene Ontology annotation, molecular function: protein binding.